Telopea speciosissima is the source of this 960-nucleotide messenger RNA. RefSeq lists its product as uncharacterized. Lineage: Eukaryota; Viridiplantae; Streptophyta; Magnoliopsida; Proteales; Proteaceae. Bases 16 to 912 code for a protein of 298 amino acids. The record is from RefSeq and is a predicted model, not a curated record. The transcript has 5 exons. Gene Ontology annotation, cellular component: endoplasmic reticulum.
GCAUUAGGACUGUAAAUGUCUGUAAGACAGAGUAAAGCUUCCUGGUGCUCCUUUUAUUGUUCGAACAUUCAUAUUAUGGCUGCUCCGAGGAGUAUUGUUGUUGAUAUUGGAAGGCAGAGGGACGAAGAGAAUGCGGAAGAGGAUUCACCCACGAGUAAGAAACCGAUUGCUGCGAAAUACGAUGGUAGAUUUCCGUUGUCGCAAUGGGAGUUGGUUGUUGCAGUUAGUGUGAUUUUGCUCUCCUCGAUCGGUCUCGUUUGUGUCUAUUUGACCAUGCCAGCUGCCGAAUAUGGCAAAAUCAAGUUGCCUCACUCUAUUUCAGAUCUCCGAAUUCUCAAAGAUAAUCUUGCAACCUAUGCAAAAGACUACAGAGGACAGUUCAUCCUAGGAUACUGUUUGACUUACAUCUUCAUGCAGACAUUUAUGAUUCCUGGAACAAUCUUCAUGUCAUUACUUGCUGGUGCCCUUUUCGGUGUUAUCAAAGGCCUGGUUUUAGUUGUCUUAAAUGCGACAACUGGGGCAUCAUGCUGCUAUUUCCUGUCUAAGUUAAUUGGCAGACCUUUAGUUAACCGAUUGUGGCCUGAAAAAUUGAGGUUUUUCCAGGCAGAGAUAGCAAAGCGUAAGGAAAAGCUGCUGAAUUACAUGCUUUUUUUGAGGAUUACUCCAACUUUGCCUAACACAUUUAUUAAUGUGGCAUCUCCAAUAGUGGAUAUUCCUUUUCAUGUAUUUUUCCUGGCAACAUUGGUUGGACUUAUUCCAGCUUCAUAUAUCACUGUCAGAGCUGGCCUUGCUCUUGGGGAUCUGAAGUCAGUCAAGGAUUUAUAUGAUUUUAAGACCCUGGUUAUACUUUUUCUUAUCGGUUCAGUGUCCAUAUUUCCAACCAUCCUGAAGAAGAAGCGAACAUAUGAAUAAAAGCUGUGUUGGUUGGUCCCUCCCAAUCUGCAAGCGUACAUGACUGGA